This is a messenger RNA of Mycena indigotica, 1440 nucleotides long. RefSeq names its product DDE Tnp4 domain-containing protein. The coding region runs from base 1 to 1440 and encodes 479 amino acids. The record is from RefSeq and is a predicted model, not a curated record. The transcript has 5 exons. NCBI's taxonomy places the organism in Eukaryota, Fungi, Basidiomycota, Agaricomycetes, Agaricales, Mycenaceae.
AUGGGGCGGGCUGAUUCCCGCCGCGGGCGAGCUGCAGAGCUCGUCAAAGCGGCCAAAGACUAUAUGCUCAGUCGCCAGCGGCUUCGCAUGCGCCGCCACCGGCGCUUCUGGGCCUUGGGACUGUCUAGGGCAUGUCUGCAAAAUCUGACGCGCCUUUCACUGGCCGACAUAUCAGACGACUCAUCCUCGGAUGGCAGUAGCUCCGAGUCAGAAUCUGAAUCCAGCAACUCAAGUGUGGACUCAUUUGAGCUCCGCCACGACUCGCUCCACAUUCCUCGUCGACAACGACGUGUUCCGCCCGCCUCCUCGCGUGUUCUCAGCUGGGUGCAGCACCAGAUCGACGAGAUGUACUCUCAACGCUACAAUGUGCCCCGAAAUCGCCUCGAACGGCCCCGGGAAUCGACGAUGGAGACAUGUCUUAAGAAGUGGAAACACCGAGACAAGGUUUCUUUCCGCGGCGAGCUUCGAGUCUGGCCGACAACCUUCGAUAAACUUGUCCGAAAGAUUGAAGGUCAUCCAAUUUUCACCAACAACUCAAAUAACGGCCAGACACCUGUUGAGAUUCAGCUGGCUGUCGCCCUGUACCAGUUUGGGCAUGAUGGGAAUGGCGCAUCCCUCCAGGCGGUCUCUUGGUGGUCGGGACUGGGCAAGGGUACGAUUCCGCGUUGCACGCGUCGUGUUAUCACAGCCAUACUCGGCAGCGGGAUGCUUGCGAAGUAUGUCCGCAUGCCAACUGCAGCAGAGAAGGCAGAUGCAAAGACAUGGGUCGAGAAGACGUCUGGAUGUCCUACUUCCGACCGCAAAAUGAACUAUUCGAUGAAUCUCCAGGUCGUGAACUUACCGAACCUCCAAAUCAUCGACAUCGGUUAUGGCUAUGUUGGCAGCACACACGACGCAACCGCCUGGACCGGCACACGCGUGUACCGAGAGCUCUCGACUCUCCUUCUUGAAGGAGAGUUUAUUUGGGGCGAUGCAGCAUACCCUCUCUCUCUCGAAACCCCAGAUAACACUACCUUCAACAACCACGUUUCCUAUGUCCGCGUCAAAUCCGAGCACUGUAUUGGGUUUGUGAAGGGCCGACUUCAGUCCUUGAAGGGCCUCCGCUUGACGAUCAACAACGAGGCUGACCACAUCUAUGCGACACAGUGGAUUAUGGCCUGUGUUGUCGUCCACAACUUUGUGCUUCUUCACGAAGCCAAACUACGUGCCAAACGACCAACAAACCCCAACUACACCUCAGCCGAAAACGAUCCAUUCAUUCCAGCCCACAUUCGUAACCGUCAGCAAGCGAACACUGAGAGCGCACAUCAGUUAGAACUGGAGACCACAGCAGCAGGCAAUCGGGCACGUCUUGCAGCUGGCAAGGCAAAACGCAAUCAGUUAAAGAGUUACCUACUUGCUUCUUUACAUACUCGUAGACAGCAGCUCGGAUAUAACUAG